Molecule: messenger RNA, 1407 nt
Organism: Syngnathus acus (greater pipefish)
Lineage: Eukaryota; Metazoa; Chordata; Actinopteri; Syngnathiformes; Syngnathidae
Product: piggyBac transposable element-derived protein 3-like
Exons: 3
Coding region: 1-1407 (468 amino acids)
Molecular function (GO): sequence-specific DNA binding
Source: RefSeq, a predicted model, not a curated record
AUGGGUACACAGUCGGCGAUUGAUGUCCUCGAUGCAAUCGAAGAUGAGGACGCAGUUGUGGAUAAAAUCUUUAUUGCUCCACCCGUGGUCAGUUUGGAGUCUAACGAAGACACGGGCGAGGAAGACUGCAGAGGAACGUUCAAUAAUCUCUCGGGACGGCAGCUUAGCGCUCCCGCCGUGGUGGUCCUCGCCGACGGACGUGUGAUCGGAGAUGAUGAUGAUGGCGACACUGAGGAAGAAGAGGAGCCCCAACAGGCCUCCACCUCAAAGAAACGCUCGCAGAAAGAUGCGUUGGACUACAAUUGGACCAACAGUAAAACGCGCCUGACAAUAUUCCCGGACGCCAGGCCUCUCGCCGUCCCCACAAUUUUGCCUCACCUUGUUCGAGAGACCAUCAAGUAUGCGGCAGUGACUGACUCCAACCUCCAGCUCACCAUCGGAGAAUUGAAGCGCGUGGUGGGGAUCUUGCUGCUCUCGGGUUACCACCAGCUCCCCAGUCGCCGACACUACUGGAACACAGAUGAAGAUCUCCAUUGCGCCCUCGUCGCUGGGGCCAUGUCACGCAACAGGUUCGAGGAGAUCAUCCGCUACAUUCACUGUGCCGACAACGCGCACCUGAACAGCAGCGACCGGAUGACAAAGCUGCGUCCCAUGAUGGACAUCCUCAACGCUCGGUUCGGGGAGGCGUAUCCAAUGGACUGCAAUCUUGAUCUGGACGAGGCAAUGAUUGAAUACUUUGGAAGACACGGAUGCAAGCAAGCAAUCCGAAACAAGCCGGUGCGGUUCGGCUUCAAGGCCUGGUGCCUGAACAGUGGGACCAACGGCUUCCUGCUCCACUUCGACAUCUACCAGGGGGCGAGUGUAGAUGCCUCUGAAGUGGAACGCAAGUUCGGCAAGGGCGGUGGCACGCUCCUUCGACUUCUGGACAACCUCCCCGAUGCUGUGCGUGCACUUCCGCUACGCAUCUACAUAGACAACUACUUCACCGGCCUCCCGCUAGUUGCAGAGCUGCGCAGGCGGGGCUACGCUUAUCAGAAGGCUAUGAAGAGGAAGCCGCGUGGUGCCGUGUCUGUCGUGUACGACACGGCAUACAAGAUUGCGCUCACUCGGUGGAAGGAUAACGCCGUGGUCACCAUCGCCUCCACCCUCGCCGCUGAGCAUCCUCUGCAGAAGGUGUCACGCUGGUCAAGGCAGGAGAAGAAGAAGGUGGCAGUGGACCAUCCAUUUGUUGUCCAGCUGUACAACCGCAGCAUGGGCGGCACGGACCGCGCCGACCAGAGCAUCGGGCUCUACCGCAUCAACAUGCGCCGGAAGAAGUGGUGGUGGCCGAUAUUCACCUGGAUGCUGGACGCGGCCGUCUUCAGUGCAUGGGUGCUGCACCGGCUGGGUGCUGCACCGGCUGGAUGA